AUGCGCCUCCCCUACGCGCCCGCCUCUCCCCCCACCUCCCCCUCGCCCUCGAACCCCGACCCCGCCGCAACGGCAGCCAUCUACUCGCGCAUCGCCGCGCGGCGGCACCCGCGCCCGCUGAUCCCGCUCGACCGCGCCCUGCUGCACAGCCCGCCGGUGGCCGACGGCUGGAACGGCUUCCUCGGCGCGAUCCGCACGCAGACGGUCGUCGACGCGGGCGCGCUCGAGCUGGCCGUCAGCCGCGUGGGCGCGCUGACGGACGCGGCGUGGGAGUGGCGGGCGCACGCGGCGCUGGCGGCGGCGGCGGGCGUGGGGCGCGACGUGCUGGCGUGGCUGCUGCGGAAGGAGCCCGUCGCGGAGCUGGAGCGGAGGGGGGAGGAGGUGCGCGGGCUGGGGGAGAGGGAGAAGGCGGUGGUGCGGUAUGCGGACGCGAUGACGUUGGAGGUGAGGGUCGGGGAGGAGGUGUUUGAGGGGUUGAGGGCGUGGUUUGGGGAGAGGGAGGUGGUCGAGCUGACGACGGCGGUGGCGGCGUAUAAUUGCGUGAGCAGGUUCCUUGUCGCGCUGGAUGUGGGGGAGAUGAAUGGGACGGAGUUGGUGGUGCCGCCGGAGGCGGAGUAG
Diplodia corticola is the source of this 618-nucleotide messenger RNA. RefSeq names its product 4-carboxymuconolactone decarboxylase family protein. The record is from RefSeq and is a predicted model, not a curated record. Bases 1 to 618 code for a protein of 205 amino acids. NCBI's taxonomy places the organism in Eukaryota, Fungi, Ascomycota, Dothideomycetes, Botryosphaeriales, Botryosphaeriaceae. The transcript has a single exon.